Alternaria viburni is the source of this 753-nucleotide messenger RNA. RefSeq lists its product as uncharacterized. The record is from RefSeq and is a predicted model, not a curated record. The coding region runs from base 1 to 753 and encodes 250 amino acids. The transcript is spliced from 2 exons. NCBI's taxonomy places the organism in Eukaryota, Fungi, Ascomycota, Dothideomycetes, Pleosporales, Pleosporaceae.
AUGGCAUCAAGAGAAAUACCACUUCAGAAGAGCGUGAUGCCUUUCGAAGAUUUUCUAAGGUGGAAUAGUGACCGCAAUAUUGAAGUGCGGUAUGAGCAGCGCAUCACCUGUCUACCGUCAAGCGCGGGCGUCCAACAGAAAUGGUCUUCACAUACGGAAGCUGAAAAGCACCGAAGUGCUCCUGCACGGCUAGAGGGAACAUACGAGGGUUUUAGCAUCGAAAGAACUACAGACACCGUUAUGGAUGCACCACUCGACAACGCUAAGGACCAUGACGCUGUUCUUGGCCCUCGCAGUAACCCCGUCAGACUGAGUCGCAAAGCUGCUGUGAAGCGCAGCAGUACGAAAGAGAAAAGGUCUGCGACCGAGAGACGCGACAGUACGAUGCAGAACACCCACGUCCGCGCGAAGACUUCUUCCAAGGUUCCAGCUAUACGAAUCAUUGGGAGCACGCCACCUAUUUUACGCCGCUUCAGCUUCGAUGAAACACCCAGUGAGCUCUCGUUUAAUAUCGGCAAGCUCUCCGACUCGCCUGAUUUCGAAGAUGUUCCGCUCAGCCCUGUGGCUGGUCCAGAGCCGGUCAACUCGUCUCAACGGCAGCUACCUGCCCUGGAACAGCGAAGCCAUCGAGUGGCCAAAGAGGAGCGAGAGGAAAAGGUUGGAAGCCAAAAACUGGAGCGACAGCAAGGUCGCGUUGCGACGACUUUUGAUCAGAUAUUGGGGGAGAAGAGAAUUCCUACCGCAUUGAUGUAG